AUGACGUACGAAAUAAUCGAUAAUAUCGCGGCCAAAGGCGUAUCUUACUACACGCCGGCCCAGGAUCCUCCUGCAGGCACGCAACUCGAGGGAUCAGUCAAGUUAUUCAGCCCUAUCACCAUCCGCGGGGUGACGUUUCCCAACCGCUUGUUCCUGGCACCGCUCUGUCAAUAUUCCGCGAAGGAUGGCUACGCCACGGAUUGGCACUUAACGCACCUGGGCGGGAUCAUCCAGCGCGGCCCAGGGUUGGCAAUUAUGGAGGCAACCGCCGUCCAGAAAGUGGGUCGGAUCACCCCACAGGAUCUUGGCCUCUAUGAAGACGGUCAGAUCGAGCCAUUGAAGCGUAUUACGGAGUUUGCCCAUAGCCAAAGCCAGAAAAUUGCGAUUCAAUUAGCUCACUCCGGCCGGAAAGGUAGUGCCGUUGCUCCUUGGUUGAGUGGAAACGCAAUGGCCGUUAAAGAAGUUGGCGGGUGGCCCGAUGAGAUUGUGGCCCCAUCGGCAAUUCCCCAGGAGGAGGGUAUCAACACCGUCCCUAAGGCUCUGACUAAGGCAGAUAUCGAAAUCCACGCUGCCCAUGGGUAUCUGUUGCACCAGUUUUUGAGCCCCGUGAGCAACAAAAGAACCGACGAAUAUGGAGGCAGUUUUGAAAACCGAGUUAGACUGGUACUGGAGAUUGUGGAUGAGAUUCGGGCUGUUAUCCCAGAAACAAUGCCUCUCCUUGUUCGGAUCAGUGCGACUGACUGGUUCGAGUUUGGCCUCGAGGACGAGUUUCCUGAGAGCUGGACUGUUGAUCAAUCCGUACAGCUCGCCCCCCUCCUGGCUGAUCACGGUGUCGAUUUAGUGGAUGUCAGCUCCGGUGGUGUUCACGCCAAAUCUUCCAUCGCCAUCAAGCCAACCCCUGCUUAUCAGGUGCAUUUUGCUCAAAAGAUUAAGAAGCUGUCGGCGAUAAAUUGCUGA
This is a messenger RNA of Aspergillus nomiae NRRL 13137, 957 nucleotides long. RefSeq names its product NADH:flavin oxidoreductase/NADH oxidase. The record is from RefSeq and is a predicted model, not a curated record. Gene Ontology annotation, molecular function: NADPH dehydrogenase activity; FMN binding; NADP binding. The coding region runs from base 1 to 957 and encodes 318 amino acids. Gene Ontology annotation, cellular component: intracellular anatomical structure. The transcript has 2 exons. Lineage: Eukaryota; Fungi; Ascomycota; Eurotiomycetes; Eurotiales; Aspergillaceae.